GUAAGUUUGUACUGUAGCAUCGUACUAACCCAGCUACCACAACCAAGCAAGACCUUCACCUUUAUCAGGAAAUCCAAAGACUAUUACCGCUUUGCCGCGCCGUGCUUUUAAAUUGACGAUCAAGCAAGCAACCCGGUUACCAGUUAGCUGAGCUGAGCUGAGUGCGCGAGAGGGAAAAGAUUUGCUUUGCUCAUAAUUGUCAACGCCAAGCGCUGUACGAUUAUACUCUCCCCCGACAAAACAACAUGAAGUUGCUUCAAGCUGUUUCGUUCCUCUUGGUGGCCAACAUGGCUGCGGCCGACCAUGGCGUGACCGCACUGCAAGCUUUCUGUGGUGUGGAAACCAUGGGGGCUGACCCCCUCAAUGGCGCCGGUGCCUUCUGCGAGGCGAAGGACCUCACCCUGCCCACCAAGGACGAAGUCUGCAAGUAUUCCAUGGACUCCCCCCUUGGCUAUGAAAUGGUGUCUACAAGCGACGCAGGAACUAUUGAUGUUAGCGUUGCCUGCGCCCCUCCGAAUCCACCAAAGCCACCUUCAGAUCGCACCCUCAACCAGUGCCCACAGUACGCCAAACCAGUCGAAGCUGGUGUGCCUCUGGAUACCUCAAUUCCCGAAAUUGACAAGUGCCAAAUGAAGCGCAAAGAUUCAAUGUUGAAGUACUCGCCCAACUUUCCCAAAGACAGGCCUGAUGUGUACAUCGAAGUUAAGAUCAAGGAACCUCCUUACCACACAUUCCAGUUUUACCCUUCGCUGUAUCCCGAUUUUGGCCCCAGCAAGAAAAAAGAAGGUGAAGGUUAUGUUCCUAUCGUUAACAAAACCGUCUAUGAUAUUCUCUACAGUGUUCAACCAGAUGAGGGAGGGCAAGGUUUCAACUUCCGAUACAUCAGCAAGAAUGGACCUGGAGCGUGGCAAUCGUGCUCCUAUUCCCCCAUUGCCUUUGAUAUUGGUAUGGAUGGGAAAGUUGGGCGCAUUGAAGACACAGUCAAUGGAUACAAGAUUGAUAUUACUGGUGAUGGAGAGAUUGAACACUUGAAGGGAUGGUUUGCCCCCGAUGAGGGAAUCUUGAUUGAUUUACACGAUGAAGAAGGAUUGGUCGACGUCUCAGGUAUCCACAUGAUGGGUGAUAUGGGUGGCAAGUACACUGAUGGUUUUGCAAAGCUCAAGACUUACGAUGCUAACUGUGAUGACAAGCUUGAUGGCGAAGAACUUGAUGGUCUCUACAUUUGGGUGGACAAGAACUCCAACCUCGAGAUUGACAACCCAGAUCUUCUUGACGAUCCUGCCGGCGAGAUGUUCACUCUUGGCUACUACAAGAUCAAGUCUCUGAAUACCAUCCAUGAUGACCUCAAAUCCUGUGCCGAAUUGGAGGAUGGUUCCCGCAUGCUUAUGCAUGAUCUCUGGUUUGAUGGAUUCGACGAGCGUCGUCGUCUUCAAAGUCUGAGAGGUCGUCGUCUCUUGGAGUCACGACAACUUGGUGGUGAUGACUCCAAGGACAAGUCUAUGUCCAAGGACAAGUCGGACUCCAUGGAUACCAAGUCCGGUUCCAAGGAUACCAAGUCCGGUUCCAAGGAUACCAAGUCCGGUUCCAAGGAUACCAAGUCCGGUUCCAAGGAUACCAAGUCCGGUUCCAAGGAUACCAAGUCCGGUUCCAAGGAUACCAAGUCCGGUUCCAAGGACUCUGGUUCUGAUGAUGGUGAGGCGGCUGUCUCGCGAGAAAAAUGUGAAGCUGCAAUUUUGUGUGGCCCCAAGCCCAGCACCCCUGAACCAAAAACACCCGAAGAGCCUGAAACACCCGAAGAGCCUGAAACACCCGAAAAGCCUGAAGCACCCGAAGAGCCUGAGGGAUGUGGAGCAAAGCCAAUCCCCGAUCAUCUCCCUAUUGGAGGAUAUUAUGAGGGUGGUGGAGAGAUUAAGGGAUCCUGCGGCAUUGCAUCCUCGAUUGUAUUCGACGUCACAUGUAAUGCUGACAAAUCAGCCACUCUUACUUGGUCUGGUGAAGGUUCCUCCAAUGUUGUGAUCAAGAUGAAGGGUGGAAAUGGUGGAAGAUUGUAUGGCGAAGGCCACAAUGGAAUGGAUUUCUUCGCUGGUCUCACUAAAUCAGGAAACCAAGCAGGCAUCAGUCACAUUGAAGUCUGUCUCAAUUGUGUUGGUUCUGAUUGCGUUCCUGAAACCCCAGAAGAGCCAGAAGAACCUGAAACCCCAGAAGUGCCAGAAGAACCUGAAACCCCAGAGGUUCCAGAAGAACCUGAAACCCCAGAAGAGCCCAAGUCUGGGUCCAAGUCCAAGUCUGGAUCGAAGGAUGAGCCCAAGUCCGGAUCCAAGGAUGACAAACCCAAGUCCGGAUCCAAGGAUGACAAGUCCGGAUCCCCAAGUCUGGAUCCAAGGAUGACAAGCCCAAGUCCGGAUCCAAGGAUGACAAGCCCAAGUCCGGAUCCAAGGAUGAGCCCAAGUCCGGAUCCAAGGAUGACAAGCCCAAGUCCGGAUCCAAGGAUGACAAGCCCAAGUCCGGAUCCAAGGAUGACAAGCCCAAGUCCGGAUCCAAGGAUGAGCCCAAGUCCGGAUCCAGGAUGA
Messenger RNA from Seminavis robusta, 2570 nucleotides. NCBI's taxonomy places the organism in Eukaryota, Bacillariophyta, Bacillariophyceae, Naviculales, Naviculaceae. The record is from the annotation of a GenBank genome assembly.